Linum tenue is the source of this 444-nucleotide messenger RNA. NCBI's taxonomy places the organism in Eukaryota, Viridiplantae, Streptophyta, Magnoliopsida, Malpighiales, Linaceae. The record is from the annotation of a GenBank genome assembly.
AUGUCGAAGAACGCCAGAUGGACGGUGGAGAUUGUGGAAGGGUACCAGGCCAUACGGUUACAAAGCUGCUACAGCAAGUACCUGACCGCCUCCUCCACGACGUUCCUCCUCGGGAUGACCGGGAAAAAAGUGAUUCAGACGACUCCCCCGCGCCUUGACACCUCCGUCGAGUGGGAGCCCAUUAGAGAAGGCGUUCAAGUUCGCCUGAAAACCCGCCACGGCCAGUACCUUCGCGCAAACGGCGGCGUCCCUCCGUGGAGGAAUCAUGUCACCUGGUCGUUGAGGUUAGGGCGGAUUGGAACGGGGAAGAGGGGGCAGCCUUGCGAGCUCCUUCCGUCGCCGGCUUGGAGCUGCAGCAGCAACCGAAGAUCUCCCCUCCAGUUUCCGCUACCGUACCGCAAUGGCCUCAUCAGCGAACACUAUGUUCCACCCAUUUUCGUCUAA